Papilio machaon (common yellow swallowtail) is the source of this 2703-nucleotide messenger RNA. RefSeq names its product tubulin glycylase 3A. Gene Ontology annotation, molecular function: protein-glycine ligase activity, initiating. The record is from RefSeq and is a predicted model, not a curated record. The transcript has 11 exons. Lineage: Eukaryota; Metazoa; Arthropoda; Insecta; Lepidoptera; Papilionidae. Gene Ontology annotation, cellular component: cilium. Gene Ontology annotation, biological process: cilium assembly; cilium movement; protein polyglycylation. Bases 119 to 2161 code for a protein of 680 amino acids.
UCAAAUAUAACCGUCACAUUCCAUCAUAAAAUUUACAGUUAACAAAAUCAUUUUUGUGUUGUUUUUAACCUAGUUAUCUGAUUGCUCCACUGCAGAGGGAUUUCAAUAGUAAGCGCCCAUGGCUAUAACAAUGGCGUUGGAAGAGAGCACGUCCGACUCAAAGCUUCACAAGGACAGCACCAACAAGAAGGAGCUGCGGCCACUUAGCGCUGUCUCAUAUUCAAGGUCUGAACACGGACCUGAAACAACGUCAUCUGUAGAACAAUUAAAGCAGUAUAAGAGCUGGGUGAGUACCGAAAGAUGGAAUGAGCUGAAAAAGAUUGCGGACACCGCGAUGAAGGACCACAAAGUGUUCAUGAUCAAAGGCGGUGGAUUUCCUGCAGUGCGUCGAGCGUUGACAGAACGCGGAUGGAUCGAGAAAUAUGAAUCACAUAAGGUUCGUCAUCCGCCGGCAAAUAUUGAUCCGAAAAAAGUUGUUGGCAAAGAACUUACGAAAGUAGAGAGGAUGAUAUUGUACAAGUUUAUGGAACACCACUCCGUUGACUUUCUCUGGACGACAAAAAGGGACAAAUAUGACUGGUUAUUGAGCAAUAAGGAGGUCGUUAUUAGCAGGUUUUGUAGAUCAAUAUUCACAACAAAAGAAGGUCUCACCGCUUCGCUCACUCAAAUGCAUUGGUACACGGAUCCCGGGACAGCUCUAACAAACUUUCCUCGCUGCUACAAUAUUCAUAACUCCGAUAACCUGGAAGAGUUUAUUGAAGACUUUCGAACAACAGCCUGCAUAAGUCUUGUCAAAUGGUUCUGUCAAAUGUUCGAACCGAACAAUGAAAACAAUCCGAUCACGAAUUGCGGGAAAGUGCCGUUCAGUGCUAUUGAAUUUGCAAUAAAUAGAUUGAAUGAAUACAUUGUAUUCUAUUCCCACAAGGACAUUGAUAAUGUCGAUGACGAAAUUCAACAUAUAUGGGAACAUGAGUGGGACCAAUUCCUGACACAUCACUAUCUUCUAGUGCACGAGAAGGCGAAAUUUAUGGCAGAUUCCAAUGUUAACGUUAGACAAAUAGAAAGGAGGGCCAGCAAAGCUUUGGCAUCGAUAGCAAAGUAUUGGCCGCAGCUAGACAUUGAUGGGGUCUUAAACAUUUGGAUCGUGAAGCCAGGCAACAAAUGUCGCGGAAAAGGGAUCCAGCUCAUGAAUAAUAUUAAAGAUAUCAUUGGUCUUCUUAAUAUACCCGCUCAGAAAAAUAGAUACGUCGUACAGAAAUAUAUUGAAAACCCGCUUAUUAUAUAUAAUACAAAGUUUGAUAUACGCCAAUGGUUUUUGAUAACGAAUUGCCAACCAUUGACUAUCUGGAUAUACAAAGACAGCUAUCUAAGAUUCAGCUCGCAAAUAUUCAGCCUGUCAAAUUAUCAUGAAUCUGUACAUCUUACUAAUAACGCCGUGCAAACGAAAUAUAAAAAUAAUGGUGAGAGAGAUAAAGCCUUACCCGAUGAAAAUAUGUGGGACUGCCAUUCAUUCAAAGCUUAUCUUAGACAGAUAGGAAAGUCUGAAUUAUGGGACUCAAAAAUAUAUCCCGGCAUAAAACAAUGUCUUAUCGGAGCAAUGCUAGCUUGUCAAGAAAGUAUGGACAAGAGGCAGAAUAGCUUUGAAUUGUACGGAGCUGAUUUCAUGUUGACCGAAGACUUCACGCCGUGGCUAAUCGAAAUAAAUUCUAGUCCGGACUUGGCGCCUACGACGUCUGUUACAGCACGACUAUGUCCCCAAUGUCUUGAAGAUGUAAUUAAAGUUGUGCUCGAUCGGCGAUACAACGCGGACGCUGAUACCGGUACAUUUGAAUUAGCCUACAAGCAGGUCAUACCGAAGGCGCCAGCGUACCUCGGCCUCUCGUUAUGCAUCAAUGGAAGGCGGCUCCACAAGAAACAGCUUAAGGAGCACAAACAUCAUCACAGAAGCGUGACUCCGUUGGCACCUCGUACACAAAUCGGCGACGUCAUCGAAGAUGCCCUCCAGCCAGUGCCACCGGAGUAUAGUGGACCUAUCAUCACUGACUUCCUUACGUGGUUGAAUCCUUACGACAGCCUUCCCACGAAUAAAGAUGGUAUACUAUUAGGCCCCAAGGAUUCUUUAACGGAUCCGAGGAAGACGCGAAAAAAAUCAAGAAUCUAGACGACGCGUCGUGAGACACUCUUGCUGCAGGCCCGAUGACGACCAAGAGGCGAAGCUAAGCAGAAAAUAUCGCACCGAGUCAGCGAGGAAAUUGGAUAAGCCAAAAAUCGAUAUGUCGGUUGGUAACAAGCGGUGUUACAUCGACCCUGUGGAAUGGGAACGAGAGACGGACAGCAUAUUAAGAUCUACGAUUUCGGUUCAAAACAAACUCGCAGCUCGUACUGAAAAUUGUACGAAAAGCCUUGCGCCUGUAAGAAAAGCCAAAUCGGGUCUCGUUGGUGUCAACCAAAAGUCUUUAUUGCAACCGAUGAGCUCACGAAGUUGUGCUAACGAUUCAAACUCAUUAAAAAAACUAAGCGCCAUCGGAAGAAACAUUUGUAGAAUUCAAAACGAAAAUAGAGUAAAACAGAAAUCAAUUAUUUUUUCAAAAAGCUGCACAUCAAUUUACCCGAAUUACGGAGUCGUGGUAUUGCCCCCGAAUAGCGAAACCCCUAAUACAUUAUUCAAGAGGAAGACCGCAAUCUAAAUAUCUCCAACUUUAU